UAAUAACUGGUAACACCAAUAUUGCGAAUGCAUUUUCAUAAAAAAAACUUUUGACAGCAAACUCAAAAUGUCCUAGCGAAGAGUAAGAUAGUAAACAAUAGUGAGUAGUGUGAGUGGGACAGCGCCAUGGCGCAAAAUGGCGGCGGCGAUUUUGGCGCGCUUUUGCAAGGCGCCGGCAGACAGCUCUUGAACCAAGGAGGGCAGGCUUUAAUCCAGUAUGGUGCUCAGGCAAUCGGGAAUAUCAUCAAUGAGGUCUUCCAAAAGAAAGAAGUUGAGCAGAAAAGAUUUUUGCCGAGCAUCAAAAAUUAUAAAGUGCUAGGCGAGACCCGUCCAUCGUCCUUCGGUCCGGCUACAUACCAGGACUUCAAGGACAUCCGCUCCCGAUGCCUAGCUGAAGGCAGGCUGUUCGAAGACCCCGAGUUCCCUGCUAUAGACCGCAGUCUCUACUACAAGGAGAGGCUGGAUAGACCCAUCACUUGGCUGAGACCUGGGGAAAUAGCUGACAACCCUCAGCUAUUCGUGGAGGGCUACAGUCGCUUCGAUGUGCAACAGGGAGAGCUUGGCGACUGCUGGCUACUGGCCGCCGUCGCCAACCUUACGCUGCACAGAAAAUUGUUCUUCCAAGUAGUGCCGGACGACCAAAGCUUCGAUGAAGAAUAUGCCGGCGUUUUUCAUUUCCGUUUCUGGCAGUAUGGCCGCUGGGUGGACGUGGUGAUCGACGACCGCCUGCCCACGUACAGAGGCAAACUGGUGUUCCUGCACUCCUCGGAAACCAAUGAGUUCUGGAGCGCUCUGCUGGAAAAGGCUUAUGCUAAGCUCCACGGGUCCUACGAGGCCCUCAAAGGAGGGUCCACAUGUGAAGCGAUGGAAGACUUCACCGGCGGCGUCACUGAAAUGUACGAUAUGCAGGAGUUACCGCCCAACUUCUACACCAUACUGCUCAAGGCCUAUGAGAGGAACUCGCUCAUGGGAUGCAGUAUCGAGCCUGACCCCAACGUGCUCGAAGCGGAGACCCCGGUGGGCCUGAUCCGAGGCCACGCUUACUCCAUCACGCGCGUCAAGUACGUGGACAUCGAGACGCCCGGCCGCGCCGGCAAGAUCCCGCUGCUCCGCCUGCGCAACCCGUGGGGCAACGAGGCCGAGUGGAACGGGCCCUGGAGCGACAAGUCUCCCGAGUGGAGAUUCAUCCCCGAGUCUGAAAAGGAGGAGUUGGGUCUAAACUUCGACGAUGACGGCGAGUUCUGGAUGUCGUUCAAAGACUUCGCCCAACACUUUGACAGAGUGGAGAUCUGUAACUUGAACCCGGAUUCCUUGGACCCCGAAGAAUGUCCUGAAGGCUGCACUAAGAAGUGGGAGAUGUCUGUGUUUGAAGGGGAGUGGGUUCGAGGUGUCACGGCGGGCGGCUGCAGAAAUUACCUGGAGAGCUUCUGGCGUAAUCCACAGUACACCAUCACUCUACGUGACGUGGAUGAGGGAGACGAUGAGAACAAAUGCACGAUAAUCGUGGCUCUCAUGCAGAAGAACCGUCGUUCGCAAAGGCACCAAGGCCUGGAGUGCCUCACCAUUGGCUUCGCCGUAUACCGUCUGCCUGACUAUGGACAUGUGCCCAAACCAUUAGACGUUAAUUUCUUCAAGUAUAACGCUUCUAUUGGACGGUCUCAAGCUUUUAUCAACUUGAGAGAGGUGUCUGCUCGGUUCAAAUUCGAGCCUGGCUCAUACGUCAUAGUGCCUUCCACCUUCGAGCCCAACGAAGAAGGAGAAUUCUUACUACGUGUGUUCUCUGAAAAGGACAACAAUAUGGCAGAAAAUGAUGAAGAUAUCGGCAUGGGUGAUGUUGAUGAUAGGGUGAAAGAAGUAACCCCGAACCCUGAACCUGCGGAUCCUGUUAGAGACUUCUUCAACCGCCUGGCCGGCACUGACGGCGAGGUGGACUGGCAGGAGCUCAAGGAGAUCCUGGAUUAUGCCAUGAGAGAAGAACUCAAAGGGCAAGGUUUCUCCAAGGAUGUGUGCCGUAGCAUGAUCGCGAUGUUAGACAAGGACGGCUCCGGCGGCCUGGGCUUCGAGGAGUUCAAGGCUCUGUGGAUAGAUCUGCGCAAUUGGCGGGCUGUAUUCCGGCUCUACGACACAGAAGGCCGCGGCGCGAUCCCGGCUCACCAUCUACGUGACGCACUCCAUUCGGCCGGAUAUACUGUCAACGCGCAUAUACUCAACGUUCUAGCUCACAGAUACGGUUCAUCAGACGGGUACAUACAGUUCGACGACUUCAUAAUGUGCGCCGUGCGACUCAAGACCAUGAUCGAUACGUUCAAAGGAAGAUCCUCGGGAGGCGAAUACGCUACGUUCUCCCUCGAAGAAUGGUUGAAUCGCACAGUCUACUCGUAAGAAUUUGUCCACAACGCCUUAUACUGGCCUAAUUCAUUAAUAUUCGAUGUUAAAGUACCAUCUUGGUCUACGCGGUUGUUCAAAACUUAUGAAUUUUAAACCUACACACAUAUUGGACCUAAUUGUUAAAUACUAUAUAAGAAACAUUAUAAAACUUUACUCAUGAGACUUAAAUAUUACAAGCUUUUUUUAUAGUAAUUAAUCGCGUAUAUUGAGAUAGGCCGAUGCAAUUUGAUGUACCUUGUAAGAAAUUAUUCAUUCUAAGUCACAAAUUAACUUAUUUCAUGUCAUUAUUAUAAUUUGUUUCAAAUACGGGUAUAGGUACAUAGUGUUUUAUAAAUUUUUGCAUUUAUAACAUGAGCUUAGAAUACAUUGGCAUUGUUGUUCUUCUUGACAUCUUUUACCUGUCCUUUGAUCUUCAACUUAAAAAUAUGUACUUUAGUUCAUGUUAAAAUUGCUAUUGUAUUUCUAAAACAUCGUUUUUUCAUUCUAACGAAAACAAAUGCCUCGUUCAUUAUAAGAUGUACAAACAUAUAUUUUAAUAUAAGAGAUAUAGAAUCAGUAUUUUUUUAUCCACCGAAUUCUCAUUCCAUAUGAAAUGGUUUUGUUGUUCGAUUUGUUCAGUGUUGUUGGUCAAAUUGUUCGCCCAACAUCCUUGUUUAGUUCUGUGCGAUUUACCAACGCUAUAUGCUUCCGUAUAUGUUAUUUUUAUAUAAUUAUUACCU
This is a messenger RNA of Ostrinia furnacalis (Asian corn borer), 3107 nucleotides long. RefSeq names its product calpain A (gene CalpA). Gene Ontology annotation, biological process: proteolysis. Gene Ontology annotation, molecular function: calcium ion binding; calcium-dependent cysteine-type endopeptidase activity. NCBI's taxonomy places the organism in Eukaryota, Metazoa, Arthropoda, Insecta, Lepidoptera, Crambidae. The record is from RefSeq and is a predicted model, not a curated record. Gene Ontology annotation, cellular component: cytoplasm. The coding region runs from base 127 to 2382 and encodes 751 amino acids. The transcript is spliced from 18 exons.